Molecule: messenger RNA, 1705 nt
Organism: Trifolium pratense (red clover)
Lineage: Eukaryota; Viridiplantae; Streptophyta; Magnoliopsida; Fabales; Fabaceae
Product: probable ribosome biogenesis protein RLP24
Exons: 5
Coding region: 939-1424 (161 amino acids)
Biological process (GO): ribosomal large subunit biogenesis
Cellular component (GO): nucleolus
Source: RefSeq, a predicted model, not a curated record
CUUCCUCUCAACUCAUGGUUGCUUUUCAUCUUUCUCUAGCCAGUGCAUCGUCCGCCGCCGUCCCCCUCUGGUCAUCCCUGCGGCGUCGUUCUUCAAUCAUCCACACACCGUAGCAGCAUCUGGCCAUCUUUCAUUCGCAGUUAUUCUAGAUCUAAUUAAAAAUAAUGACAAGCUAACUAUAAAGUUUUUUUCCUCUAUUCUCCUUACAAAGUUCUUUUUGAAUCAAGUCUUCUUAAUAUUGUUCACUCUUAUUCUUCUUUUCUUUCUGGUUUUGUUAUGGUUAAGACAAUCAAUUUUAAAAAAAUGCAGUAAAUAAUUCACUUAUGAACAUAUUGAAUCCUCAAAUUAAAAAGGGGAAAAUGAAAUUACACAAAAUAACAACAGAGCAUAUUGGCGAGAAGCAAGACUGAGCGACGGCGAGACAUAGCAUGGCAACUAUAACUUGUUAGGGUCUUACAGCGGCGAGGGGCGGCAGUGGCGGCGCGGUGAGAGGAAGAGGAAGCAGAUGGAAGUAUCAGAGUGAGAUGGUUUGAUGUUUUAUUAAAAUAAAUACUUAAUUCUACCCUUUAAAUCACAACCAUUCGAUUUAUAUUUAACACAUGUCAUCCAUCUAUGAAAAGAAAAGGAGGAAAAGGAGCCUUAGGAAAAGGAGCAAAGCUGCUCUCCUUUACUUGCGCACAUAUGAUAACUUUUAUUUUAAAAAAAAGACGGAUGAAUGAUGCAAUUGACCUUUUUUUUUUUAAUCAAGUGGAUUAAAAAAUAAAAAAUUCCUUUGAAUUACAGUAUAUUGAGGCGAAGCACAUAAACCCUUCGUUCUCGUAACCUAACAAAAGUGGCGGCCACACCGCCCCGAAAUUAGGGUUUAUCGUCUUCUCCACCUUCUCAUCUUCUCUCUUAAUUAUUCACCAGUGAAAUUAUUGAUUUAGUUUGGAGGUGCAAUGAGAUUGGAGAAGUGCUGGUUCUGUUCUUCUACUGUAUAUCCUGGACAUGGAAUUCAGUUUGUUCGUAACGAUGCAAAGAUUUUUCGAUUUUGUAGAUCCAAGUGCCACAAGAACUUUAAAAUGAAGAGAAACCCUCGUAAAGUAAAAUGGACCAAGGCAUAUAGGCGGGUGCAUGGAAAGGAUAUGACACAGGACUCAACAUUCGAGUUCGAGAGAAAGCGCAACAGGCCUGAGAGAUACGACAGGAAUCUUGCUGAAAAUGUCCUCAAGGCCAUUCCAAAGAUUGAUAAGAUCAGAGUCAGCAGGGAAGAGAGUCACCACAAGAAUAGGAUGAAGGGCAAGAAGCUGAAGGAACAGAAGGAAGAUAUUAAGGAGUUUAACAAUUCCAUCCAUAUAAUUAAAGCUCCUGCUGUGCUUAAAAAUGAGAUCAAAGUGGUGGUGUCCCAACAACAACCGGAAGAAAAUCGUGCCAUGGAAGAGUGAUAUCAAUGCUACAUCCCUUUUAAUGUGGCCCAAGUUACAAGUUGAUUUUUCACUUAUUAGUAAUGUGAAUGAUGGAAUUUUGAAACAGAUUUUUGUGGUUUGUAUGUGAUGUUUUUGGAUAAUGAUUUAAUGAUCUAUGAGAUAGUGAACUAUUAUAUAAAGCACAAAAGUAGUCUCCUUGGAUGUCUUGAAUCUAUAAUUUUUCUUGGGAAAAGUCUUGAGACUAAAUAUUUUUUAUAUUGGUCACAUUUUAUUCAUCUACGGCGAUCGGAUUUGAGACA